Acytostelium subglobosum LB1 is the source of this 1089-nucleotide messenger RNA. RefSeq lists its product as hypothetical. Bases 1 to 1089 code for a protein of 362 amino acids. Lineage: Eukaryota; Evosea; Eumycetozoa; Acytosteliales; Acytosteliaceae. The record is from RefSeq and is a predicted model, not a curated record. The transcript has 5 exons.
AUGUUGGAUUUAUAUAGUGCGGCGAUCGCACAACAUUUUGGCAAUGAUACUGGUAGCAGCUCAGAUCAUACAUGUAAAACAUCAUUUGCAACUGGUGAUGUUGUACUAGGUAUAUUGUUGGCAGUUGGCAUAUUCAUUUCUUUCCUUCCACAGAUAUUUGUAUUGAUACUUAGAAAGAAUGUAGAGGGUCUAUCAGUAAUCAGCUGUUGGUUCAACUUUGCCAAUUGCAUGGGUACAUUCUUGAACAGUCUUUUCCUAAACUGGUUUGUCUUUACAUGCUGUAGCAACUUCUUGACUUCAUGGACGUGCUUUGAGAACUUCAUCCCAGUCGUACAAAUGGCUGUUCCAUUCGUUGUAACUGGUGUCAUCUUCGCACUCUACGUAGUGUACAGACCAAAACUUCCACCUUUAUCAUCGGUCAAUCAAUCGAGUAAUGGUUCACCAACUAGCCCAGCUCCAGAACAUGAGAAGGCGCCAUUGAUUGACAACGAUGUGGAACAACAAAAGGAUGGCAAGGGUGUGCUGCCAGCCGACUCCUUCCUGUUGAAGGAGGGCAACAACAAGAUCGAGCGAUUCUUUAUCAGAAUGGACUGGUACAGUUUGCCCUUCUUCUGGGGCAGCAUUGCAUUCACCAUCAUCUUCUUUGCCAUUGGUGUUGCUCUUAUCUACUCCUAUGGAGACAUCAGCAAUGUUGUCAAAGGUUAUGCCUACGGACUUGGCAUCUUGGCCUCUGUCCUUGUCUUUUUCCAAUGGAUUCCACAAAUUUACACAACCUGGAUUGCUGAUGAGAUUGGAAGUCUCAGUUUGUCUACAUUGCUGAUUCAAAUUCCAGGUGCCAUUUUGAUUUGUUUCAAUCAACUGUCACUUCACCAAUCGUGGACAACUUGGUUCCCUUACUUGGCGACUGCAGUACAAGAGAUCAUUUUGGUGGGCAUCUGUCUCUAUUAUAUCAUUAGAGAUUAUAGAAAGAAGAAACAAGGUUUGCUACCAGUGCCUCAAAGCGAAGAAGAGGCCGAUGCACAGCAGCAACAACAGCAGCAACAGCAACCGAUUGAUUCAAUGGGACCCGACCAUAUCAUUAACAAAUAA